Molecule: messenger RNA, 450 nt
Organism: Racocetra fulgida
Lineage: Eukaryota; Fungi; Glomeromycota; Glomeromycetes; Diversisporales; Gigasporaceae
Source: the annotation of a GenBank genome assembly
GAACAACAAUUACUGGAACUCGUUGAUGAAGAAUUGGAGAAUGAGCAAGUAGAUAACGAAAAAGAUGAUAACGAAAGAGUAGAUGAUGAUGAAAGAGUAGAUGACAAUGAAAUGGUGAAUAACAAUGAAAGAGUGAAUGACGAUGAAAUAGUGAAUAAUGAUGAAAGAGUGUAUUAUGAUAAAAUGGUGAAUAAUGAAAUGGUGGAUGAUAAUGAAAGAGUGAACAACGAUGAAAGGGUGCACAAUGAUGAAAGUGUGAAUGAUAAAAGAGUUGACAAUGAAAGAGUAGAUGACGAUGAAAGUGUGGAUAUUGAAAGAGUAAAUGAUAGAAGUGUGUAUAAUAAAAGAGUGGACGAUGAAAGAGUUAACAAUAAAAAGGCGAACAGCGAAAAGGUAGAUGACAAAAGGGUGGAUAAUAAUAACAAUGAGAGGAUGAAUGGUAAAAGGUAG